Molecule: messenger RNA, 5437 nt
Organism: Hemiscyllium ocellatum (epaulette shark)
Lineage: Eukaryota; Metazoa; Chordata; Chondrichthyes; Orectolobiformes; Hemiscylliidae
Gene: ift172
Product: intraflagellar transport 172
Exons: 48
Coding region: 75-5324 (1749 amino acids)
Biological process (GO): intraciliary transport
Cellular component (GO): intraciliary transport particle B; axoneme; ciliary basal body
Molecular function (GO): protein binding
Source: RefSeq, a predicted model, not a curated record
GUAACUAGGGAAACAGCGGCUGGUCCGGAGCCUGGGGGAAGAAAUAAAGCGGACGGAGCCGAAGCUGGAAUCCAAUGCAGCUGAAACAUCUGAAAACCCUCCUGAAUCCUCAGGAUGGUGCUGCUAAAGUUACAUGUAUGUCAUGGGCACCCAAUAACACCAAGUUUGCAGUCUGCACUGUGGACAGAGUUGUUCUUCUCUAUGAUGAAAACGGAGAAAGAAGGGAUAAAUUCUCUACUAAACCUGCAGAUGCCAAGUAUGGCAAAAAAAGUUAUAUGGUCAGAGGCAUGGCGUUUUCACCAGAUUCCACCAAAAUAGCCAUUGGACAGACAGACAGUAUCAUAUAUGUUUAUAAAAUUGGAGAGGAAUGGGGUGAUAAGAAAGUUAUCUGUAACAAGUUUGUACAGACGAGUGCUGUUACGUGUCUAAUUUGGCCAGCAGAUCAAGCAAUUGUUUUCGGAUUGGCUGAAGGAAAGGUUCGUUUAGCUAACACAAAGUCAAACAAGUCUUCAACCAUUUAUGGAACAGAUUCUUAUGUAGUUUCAUUGACUUCAAACUUAUCGGGCAAAGGAAUUCUCUCUGGACAUGCUGACGGCACGAUUGUACGUUACUAUUUUGAUGAUGAAGGGGCGGGUGACUCACAGGGAAAACUAGCAACACACUGUUGUCCACCUUAUGCCUUAGCUUGGGCUGUAAACAGCAUUGUAGCUGCAGGAUGUGAUAAGAAGAUCAUUGCCUACGGAAAGGAGGGCCAUAUUAUCCAGCAAUUCGAUUAUGGCCGUGAUUCUACAGAAAAGGAGUUCACAGUUGCUGCCACCAGCCCUAGUGGACAGUCGAUAGUCAUCGGCAGCUAUGACAGGCUGAGAGUACUAAACUGGAGUCCUCGUAGAAAUGCAUGGGAUGAGUCAAGACCAAAGGAGAUCCCAAAUCUUUACACUAUUACUGCCUUAGCUUGGAAAAAAGAUGGUUCCAGACUAUGCGCGGGCACUCUUUGUGGAGGCGUGGAACAAUUUGAUUGCUGUCUGCGUAGAUCAAUUUACAAGAACAAAUUUGAAAUGACAUAUGUUGGCCUCAGCCAGGUUAUAGUAAGGAACUUAUCGACUGGUACCAGAGUUGUGUUGAAGUCUCACUAUGGGUAUGAAAUUGAUGAAGUAAAGAUCAUGGGAAAAGAUCGCUAUCUGGUGGCUCAUAGCACUGACACACUACUUCUAGGAGACUUGGCAACCAACAAGCUGAGUGAGGUUGCCUGGCAGGGAUCUGGUGGAAAUGAAAAACUUUACUUUGAUAAUGAAAAUGUGUGCAUGAUUUUCAAUGCUGGUGAAUUGACACUUGUAGAAUAUGGCAACAAUGACAUUUUGGGAUCUGUUAGAACAGAGUUCAUGAACCCACACUUAAUCAGUGUUCGACUAAAUGAACGCAAACAAAGUGGGGUAGAAGAAAAUAAGAAACUGGCAUAUCUGGUAGAUAUUAAAACUAUUGCAGUUGUGGAUCUGUUGACUGGUUAUAACUUGGCUGCAAUAAGUCAUGACACAAAAAUUGACUGGUUAGAAUUGAAUGAAACUGGACGCAAGUUGCUUUUCAGGGACAAAAAACUUGGUCUCCAUCUGUUUGAUGUAGAAGAUAACGCAAAGACAACUGUCCUGAAUUACUGCACUUAUGUUCAGUGGGUACCUGGCAGUGAUGUGGCUGUGGCCCAGAACCGUGGCAAUCUCUGUGUUUGGUACAAUAUUGAUGCUCCAGAGCGAGUUACAAUGUUUCCACUUAAGGGUGAUAUUGUAGAUCUGGAGCGCAGUAAUGGUAAAACAGAAGUCAUAGUUACUGAGGGAGUGAAUACUAUUUCUUAUACUUUGGAUGAAGGGUUAAUUGAAUUUGGCACAGCAAUUGAUGAUGGAGAUUAUAACAGAGCUACUGCUUUCUUGGAAACAUUGGAAAUGUCAUCAGAGACUGAAGCUAUGUGGAAAACAUUAAGCAAACUUUCAUUAGAAGCCCAGCAGUUGCACAUUGCAGAGAGAUGCUUUGCUGCUCUUGGGGAUGUAGCGAAAGCUCAAUUUCUUUGUGAAACUAAUCAGAUUGCAGACCAAGCAGCAACAGAAUAUGGAGGUGAUGGCUCAGACAAUUACCUUGUUCGUGCACGAUUGGCUAUGUUGGAGAAAAACUACAAAUUAGCAGAAAGUUACUAUCUGGAACAAAAUGCUGUUGAUAAAGCCAUGGAUAUGUAUCAGGAACUACACAUGUGGGAUGAAUGUAUUAUGGUUGCUGAAGCCAAGGGUCACCCUGAAUUGGACAAUCUUAGACGGAGUUAUUAUAAAUGGCUGAUGGAAACAAAUCAAGAUGAAAAGGCAGGAGAAGUGAAAGAGAAUGAAGGAGAUUACCCUGGUGCCAUUAAUCUCUAUUUGAAAGCUGGCCUGCCUGCAAAAGCUGCUCGAUUAGUAUUGAGUCAAAAUGAACUUAUGACAAACAGUGAUAUCAUCAAUAGAAUUGCUGCAGCCUUAAUUAAGGGGGAUUUCUAUGAAAGGGCUGGAGACCUUUAUGAAAAAAUUGGGAAUUACCAGAGAGCACUGGAUUGCUACCAUAAGGGCAAUGCCUUUAGGAAAGCGGUGGAGUUGUCUAGAACUGUUUCUCCAUCCGAGGUUGUGAAAUUGGAGGAGGCCUGGGGAGACUAUCUGGUACAACAAAAACAGUUGGAUGCUGCAAUUAAUCAUUACAUUGAGGCCGGCUGCUCUAUGAAGGCGAUUGAAGCAAGUGUUGGAGCUCGGCAGUGGAAAAAAGCAGUUCAUAUUCUUGAACUUCAAGAUGACACAACAUCUUACAAAUACUAUCACAAAAUAGCUCAGCACUAUGCCUCAGUACAAGAAUAUGAGACUGCCGAAAAGAUGUACAUCAAAGCUGAUCGAAUCAAGGAUGCCAUUGAUAUGUACAAGCAAGUGGGAUAUUGGGAGCAAGCCCACAAGUUGGCUGUAAGGUGUAUGAAACAUGAAGAUGUGGCUGUUCUGUAUAUUAAUCAAGCACAAGAACUAGAAACGAAAGGAAAAUACAAAGAUGCUGAAAGGUUGUACAUUACAGUAGAUGAACCUGAUUUAGCAAUCACAAUGUAUAAGAAACUUAAAAUGUAUGAUGACAUGAUUCGACUUGUAGCAAAAUAUCACAGGGACCUACUCACAGACACCCACCUACAUCUUGCAAAGGAACUGGAAAGUGAAGGUCGUUUUCGAGAAGCUGAGUACCAUUAUUUGGAAGCAAAAGAGUGGAAGGCAAUAGUGAAUAUGUAUCGUGUCAAUGAUAUGUGGGAUGAAGCCUACAGGGUUUCUAAAGCCCACGGAGGUGCAAAUGCCCAUAAACAAGUGGCCUACUUAUGGGCUAAGAGUCUGGGGGGAGAGUCUGCAGUUAAGUUGCUAAAUAAAUUUGGUCUUCUGGAAACAGCAAUUGACUAUGCAGCUGAUAACUGCUCUUUUGACUUUGCUUUUGAACUGUCACGAUUGUCUAUGAAAAAUAAAAUCCCAGAUAUACAUCUGAAACACGCCAUGUAUUUAGAAGAUGAGGGUAAAUUUCAAGAGGCAGAAAUUGAAUUUGUUAAAGCAGGAAAAUCAAAGGAGGCUGUCCUCAUGUAUGUGCAUAACCAGGAUUGGGAUGCAGCCCAAAGGGUUGCGGAAGCCCAUGACUCUGACAGUGUGGCUGAUGUCUUGGUUGGUCAGGCACGCUUUGCCUUUGAUCAAAAAGAAUAUCAAAAGGCUGAGGCUUUCCUUCUGAGAGCUCAAAGACCAGAAUUGGCAGUCAAAUAUUACAAGGAAGUCGCAAUGUGGAGUGAUGCAAUUAGAAUUUGUAAAGAAUAUAUCCCUAACAAGCUGGAACAACUUCAGGAAGAAUAUGAACAGGAAGCAAUUAAGAAAGGAACAAAGGGAGUAGAAGGAAUAGUUGAACAAGCUAGAGAAUGGGAGCAAUCAGGAGAAUAUGUAAGAGCAGUGGAAUGCUACCUUAAAGUCAAAGAGACAAAUAACCUAGCUCUGAUGGAGAAGUGCUGGAUGAAGGCUGCUGAACUGUCUAUCAAAUUUUUAAAUCAGGACAAAACACUUGAGGUGAUUCAGACACUUGGUCCUCGACUGGUUGAAAUAAAGAAAUACAGUGCGGCAGCUGAACUGUACCUUAAUAUGGACCUCAUUAAAGAUGCCAUUGACUGUUUCAUAGGCGGGGAAGAAUGGAACAAAGCUAAACGUGUGGCAAAGGAGCUCGAUCCCAGAUAUGAAGAUUAUGUUGAUCAACGCUAUAAGGAAUAUUUGAAAAAUCAAGGCAAAGUGGAUUCACUGGUUGGAGUGGAUGUGAUAGCUGCACUUGACAUGUAUGUUGAACGAGGGCAAUGGGAAAAAUGCAUCGAAACUGCUAAUAAGCAGAAUUACAAAAUUCUCCACAAGUAUGUGGCUCUAUAUGUUACGCACCUUAUCAAAGAAGGUCAUACUGAAAAAGCCUUAAAUCUGUAUGUUCAACAUGGUGCUCCUGCCAAUACACAAAAUUUUAACAUUUACAAACGGAUUUUUAUGGAUAUUAUAAACAUGCCAGAUAAAAAUACUGCAGACUCAUAUAGGACAUGGGCUGAUCUUCGCGAUGUACUCUUCAAUCUGUGUGAAAAUCUGGUUAAAUCUUCGGAGGCCAGUUCUCCUGCUCAUGAAGAGUUUGAGCAGAUGCUGCUGAUUUCCCACUAUUAUGCUACUCGUGCGGGGUCACUGGGAGUCAACCAGCUGGACAUGGUUGCGGCAAAAUUAUCUAUCUCCUUGCUGAGGCAUACAGACAUCAUCCCUGCUGACAAAGCAUUUUAUGAGGCUGGCAUGGCAGCUAAGGCAAUUGGUUGGGAAAACAUGGCUUUCAUAUUCCUGAAUCGUUUCCUAGAUCUUUGUGAUGCAAUUGAGGAGGGCAAUCUUGAUGCACUUGAUCAUUCUGAUUUUCAAGAUACAGAUAUUCCGUUUGAAAUCCCUGUCCCUGUCAAACAACAUAUUUCGGAUGACAAACGUGAGGAAAUUAGGGACUGGGUUCUCACUGUGUCAAUGGACCAACGAGUUGAGCAGGUCCUACCGACAGAUGAAAGAGAUACUUAUGAAGCCUCUUUGCUGGCUGUAAAUACUGGGAUCCACUCUCUUCCUUGUCUAAUAACAGGUUAUCCAGUGCUUCGUAACAAGAUUGAAUUCAAAAGACCUGGAAAAGCAGCAAACAAAGAUGAUUGGAACAAAUUUCUUAUGGCAGUGAAGACAACUCAUAGCCCAGAGUGUCAAGAUGUGUUGAAGUUUAUUAGUCAAUGGUGUGGAGGCCUUCCCAGUGCCAGCUUCUCCUUCCAGUGAACAAUGCUAAGAAUAAAAUUGUAUUCUAUUUCUAUAUUGUGCUGAGCCCAUAGCUUAAUGUGAUCAAUAGACCUGCUUUGUUUUCUUCCAUUUUGAAGAUGUGUAUUUGUAGA